UCCGGUAAGCAGGUCUACAGAGACGGCCUUCUAUAAGAACAAGGCGUUGUGGAGCGUCAAGGGCCGCGAUCCAGUGCCUCGGUGUCGGCUGCUUCUGUUCCUUUCAGCUCGUAAGACAUGGAGACUUUUCUAUUCACAUCCGAGUCUGUGAACGAAGGGCACCCCGACAAGCUGUGUGACCAGAUAUCUGAUGCUGUUCUUGACGCCUGCCUCGAGCAAGACCCUGACAGCAAAGUUGCAUGUGAAACUUGCACAAAGACCAACAUGGUCAUGGUCUUCGGAGAAAUCACUACCAAGGCCAAGGUGGACUACGAGAAGAUAGUCCGCGACACAUGCCGCAACAUCGGAUUUGUCUCUGACGAUGUGGGUCUUGACGCUGACAACUGCAAGGUGCUUGUCAACAUUGAGGAGCAGAGCCCUGACAUUGCUCAGGGUGUCCAUGGUCAUUUCACCAAGCGCCCUGAAGAGAUCGGAGCCGGGGACCAGGGUCACAUGUUCGGCUAUGCCACCGACGAGACCCCUGAGUACAUGCCCUUGAGCCAUGUGCUCGCCACAAAGCUUGGUGCCCGACUCACCGAGGUGAGGAAAAACGGGACUUGCCCUUGGGUGAGACCUGAUGGAAAGACUCAGGUGACAGUUGAGUACCACAAUGAAAACGGCGCCAUGGUCCCUAUCCGUGUCCACACGGUCCUCAUCUCCACCCAGCACGAUGAGACCGUUACAAACGAUGAAAUCGCUCGUGAUCUCAAGGAGCAUGUGAUCAAGCCUGUCAUCCCCGAGAAGUACCUCGACGAGAAAACCAUCUUCCACCUUAACCCAUCUGGCCGGUUUGUCAUCGGUGGACCCCACGGUGAUGCUGGUCUGACCGGACGCAAGAUCAUCAUCGACACGUACGGUGGGUGGGGAGCCCACGGCGGUGGUGCCUUCUCGGGCAAGGACCCGUCCAAGGUGGACAGAAGCGGUGCUUACAUAGUCAGGCAGGCUGCCAAGAGCAUUGUAGCCAACGGGCUUGCGCGCAGGGCGCUGGUUCAGGUCUCAUACGCCAUCGGUGUGCCCGAGCCCUUGUCGGUAUUUGUCGACACCUAUGGAACCGGUAAGAUCUCGGACAAGGAGAUCCUCAAGAUUGUGAAGGAGAACUUUGACUUCAGGCCGGGGAUGAUCUCCAUUAACCUCGACCUCAAGAGAGGCGGCAGUGGCAGGUUCUUGAAGACAGCGGCUUACGGGCAUUUCGGGCGGGAGGACCCUGACUUCACCUGGGAGGUGGUCAAGCCGCUCAAGUCGGAGAAGCCUCAAUCUUAAAAAUACCCAUUUGGACAACUGUUCUCUCGAAGUGGUUUGUGUCUCUCACUCAUUCCUAUUCUGAUGUUUUAAAACUCUCUCCGUUCUCUUUUGGUCCGGUUUGGUUCUUUUUUAUAUAUACAAUGUCGUAAUGUACUAAUAAUGGUAAUGAGCUUCUGGCUUAAGUCUCUCUUUUCUUUA
Messenger RNA from Tarenaya hassleriana, 1479 nucleotides. Its product is annotated as S-adenosylmethionine synthase 1-like. Gene Ontology annotation, cellular component: cytosol. Bases 118 to 1299 code for a protein of 393 amino acids. The record is from RefSeq and is a predicted model, not a curated record. Lineage: Eukaryota; Viridiplantae; Streptophyta; Magnoliopsida; Brassicales; Cleomaceae. Gene Ontology annotation, biological process: S-adenosylmethionine biosynthetic process. The transcript is spliced from 2 exons. Gene Ontology annotation, molecular function: ATP binding; methionine adenosyltransferase activity.